GCCUAUGAUUCAUUCAGAGAGGAGAAAAGGUCAUGGGUUGGCAGAGUUAUGGUAUCUACAACAUUAUUUAUGGAUAUGAGAUGAGUGGCUAGUUAAACAAUAACUAAAACUUACAGGUAAGGCAACUCCAUUGAAGUGACAUGGGGCACUACAAUAGUACUAGAAAACACUUAUUUAAUAUGAACGCGUCUUUGAACAACCGAGUCCCAUGAUGUUCAUUAUUAAGUAGUAAGUCAAUUUAUUUUCUUUCUCAUAUAAAUAUGGAAAGAAGGUCCCUUAUUUAGAAAGCAAAAAACACUCUUGACCACAAAUUGUAUUGUAUUCCGAAUGCCAACGAUUUUUCAUAGGAUUGUGGUUGUUUACGAGGUGCUAUACCCAUUCCUGGUGAGGCUGAUCCCCAAGAAGGUGCGAGCCUUCUUCCCCAGUGCAGGAGGAUCUUGGAGCUCCCAGAAGAGCAGAAGAACAAGCAUGGACCCGCAGGAGCUGAGGCGCGUGUUCCAGAUGUUCGACCGGAACGGCGACGGGAGAAUAACGAAGAAGGAGCUGAGCGACUCGCUGGAGAAUCUGGGGAUCUUCAUCCCGGACAAGGAGCUGUCCCUGAUGAUCGAGAAGAUCGACGUGAACGGCGACGGGUGCGUGGACAUCGACGAGUUCGGGGAGCUCUACCAGACCAUCAUGGACGAGCGCGACGAGGAGGAGGACAUGCGAGAGGCCUUCAACGUCUUCGACCAGAACGGCGACGGCUUCAUCACCGUCGACGAGCUCAGGACCGUCCUCUCCUCCCUCGGCCUCAAGCAGGGUCGGACCGUCGAAGACUGCAAGAACAUGAUCAUGAAGGUCGACGUCGACGGCGACGGCAUGGUCGACUUCAAGGAGUUCAAGCACAUGAUGAAAGGGGGUGGCUUCAAUGCUCUCACUUGACUCUUACUUUCUUACUCUUACCCAUUCCAUUCCUUUGUAAAUAAAUUCACUCAAGAAACUAUUGCAUGGUCCACAACUACUACUCAUAUUUCGUUUAUGGCCGAUCGAUCAAAUGGUUUCCAUGGAUCUUCACGUAAUUUGAUUAUGCGCAUCAUGUCACGUGAAGAUCGCUGAAAACCAUUUUCAGGAUUACUGAUUUGGUUUUCAUGUGACAUCAUGUGAUGUGAAGAUUGGUUGAAAUCAUGGACACUCAGACCAUGGAUAUGGUGUAGGAUUCGGAGUUCAGAUCAAUCUCAUCUCAACUUAUCUCGUCCUUGGUAUGUAUUGUAUUGUAAUGUGCGUACGUACGUGCCUCGGACUUACCAUGCAUGUCAUGCCAUGUCUUUUGGUUUCGGAAGAGGCACGCGUCCAGGCUUUUGUGUGUUUGUAUUUUUUUUUCCAACGUUGGACGUUGGUUUUGGAUAUUUAGCACAUGGCUCGGCGAUAACGUAGAUGAGAGAAGCCUUGCCCUGGUAAUGCUAGUACUUUUUUUUUCUUCUCGUUUUUGGGGGUAGGAGGAGGGGGAGGAAGGCCAUUGAAAUCGGGGGGCUAUUGCUACUGUCACAAGAUGUGUUUUGUGUUUUUUCUUGUUGAAGUUUUGAGGCGAGAAAGGUUGGUUCUAUUUUUACUCGGUAUAACUGUUGAAUCACUUUGUUCAA
Molecule: messenger RNA, 1619 nt
Organism: Cajanus cajan (pigeon pea)
Lineage: Eukaryota; Viridiplantae; Streptophyta; Magnoliopsida; Fabales; Fabaceae
Product: calmodulin-like protein 3
Molecular function (GO): calcium ion binding
Source: RefSeq, a predicted model, not a curated record